Molecule: messenger RNA, 552 nt
Organism: Phaeoacremonium minimum UCRPA7
Lineage: Eukaryota; Fungi; Ascomycota; Sordariomycetes; Togniniales; Togniniaceae
Product: putative nadh dehydrogenase -like protein
Exons: 3
Coding region: 1-552 (183 amino acids)
Source: RefSeq, a predicted model, not a curated record
AUGCGCUACGGAGACUGGGACAUUCUGUUGUUCCCCUCGGGGAAGGACUCCAAGGUUCCCGUGAAGGAAUUCAGAAUUGCCUGCCAAGUCGUCCCGGACAUUGAACUUGCAAACAACCCUGGCUCCUUCGGCCUUCCCGUGAUGACUUGCUUCAUCCCUGGUCUACCUCAUGGCUCGCCAUUCCAUAUUUCUGUCCAUAGCUGGAAGGCGCCGGAGAUCAGCCAGUUCACCAAGAACUACAGCAAGCACAGCGAGCUCGUCAAGUUUGAAGCUCGUGUUCUCGUCGACGGACGUCUAGUGUCGGUGGGCCAAUGGCCGCACCUGAUCAACAGCACCUUUGAGAUGAGCAAGCAAGGCGAGCUCGAACCUCUGAAGUUCCCAUUGUUUCGACGGGAGCUGCUGUACGAGAAUCACUGGAACCCCGGCGAUGACAUCGGUCGGAUUAAGGUCGUGAUUAGCGAAGGCUUUCCUCGCGAUUCCCUGUCCGUGCCGAUUGAGCGAGUGAAAAAUGUCGUUGUGUUCUCCUUUCAACAUGCUCCACUAGGUAGGUGA